Dufourea novaeangliae is the source of this 5343-nucleotide messenger RNA. RefSeq names its product collagen alpha-1(I) chain-like. Gene Ontology annotation, molecular function: extracellular matrix structural constituent. NCBI's taxonomy places the organism in Eukaryota, Metazoa, Arthropoda, Insecta, Hymenoptera, Halictidae. The transcript is spliced from 18 exons. Bases 1 to 5343 code for a protein of 1780 amino acids. The record is from RefSeq and is a predicted model, not a curated record.
AUGCGGCAGGACCACGUGAAGCAGCGAUGGAGAACACCGCGACUACCUCGCACCAUCGACUCCGUUUCUUCGGUGCUGUGCUUCCUGUUAGGAUUCAGCUUGCAUUCGUUUGUAGUCGGUAUCACCUUGCAAGAUGUAGAAAAAGAUAUUGUAGACUUGGUGGAAGGGACUGGAAUGCAGCAGGAGCCCCUCGGAGUAACAGUAAUCGAAAAUCGUUGUCACAGGAACGAUCCGAUCGCUUACGAGAUCAAAGAAAGCGCACUCCUGACGAUCAAUACGAAUACACUUUUUCCUACUGACAUAUCUCGUGAUUUCUCCAUCCUGGUCGUUGCCAGACCAAAAAUCGGGUACCCGGCUGCCACGCUGUUUGCCAUCUACAGCGACAGCGGUGAGGAACAGUUGGUCCUAUCGUUGGGCAACGAUAUCACCCUUUACUACAGCACAGAUCCAGACGAAGAUGUUAAACCGAUUUCAUUUGGAAUUAAUAUAUCCGACGGAAAGUGGCAUCGUUUGGGGAUCAGUAUCAAAGGCGAUGCCAUCACGCUCAUUGUCGACUGUAAUCAGCAUGUCACGAAAGAAUUGCGCAGAAACGUUCAAGAAACGAUCAGCACCAGCGGUAUCAUAAUCAUCGGUCAACAGCUUGUCGACGGCAACGUAUAUUUGGGUGGAUUAGAGAUGUUGAGGAUCGCCCCAACGCCAGACGCUGCCUACGAAAUUUGUACGAUCUUCGCGCCCGAUUGUAAAAAUCAGACCAGAUACACGCUGGGAUAUAGCGGUUACACGACCACACGAAAUUAUGGAUCCGUGCGAACCACUUCGUCGAGUUACUACGAGAGUUCGUCGAAUUCUGAUAACAGCGGAAUAGCACGGAGCUCUGGUUUCUCUGGCGGUACGUUUUCGACUGGUGGACCGUAUUACGAGACGAAUUACAAUAAUAUCAAUCUGCCUGGAAAUUAUGGUAAAACGUCAACAACGGUGUCUGGUUCGAAUGAUUUCCUUGACAAGCAGAAUGAAACUUUCGGGAGACGAGCGGAGAAAUUUUAUGGAGAGGGGGUUGACGAGGACAGUGGCGAAGCGUCCUCUGAAGAUGACAGUGACUAUAAUUUUGUUUACGGACCCACGAAUGCUACAUAUCCGUCAAGACCCACUGUUCAAGCGAUACUUGAAAAUCAAAAUAUUGCUGCUAACGGUGUCGAGGCAACCGCAGGUCAAGAGUACGAAACGACAGUUUCAGAAACACCUGACAUUUCCGACGGUUUGCUUGGAAGUGUUCAAGGAACUCUAAAAUACGCAGCGACCGCGGAGGGUUCAUAUUAUAGUCCCAGUUACUAUAAUGUUCGCGGACCAUCUGGGCCACGUGGAUUUCCGGGUCCUCCGGGUGUGCCCGGGGCGCCUGGUAAAAAGGGCGAACCUGGAAGGGACGGUUUGGCGGGCCUACAAGGCGCGCCUGGUCCGCCUGGUAAUGUUUUCAUAAUACCAUCGUUGAGCCAACAGAGCAACGAGAAGGGACCGGACACUCAGGCGGAAGCAUUGAGGCAAAUGCUGUCGCAGCAUAUGAUGGCCAUGAGAGGCGUUGAAGGGCCCACUGGCUUGACGGGUUUGCCGGGUCCUGAAGGUCCACUCGGACCUCAGGGUCAGAAAGGAGAACCUGGUGAUGUUGGAGAAUCUGGACCUCGCGGUGACAGGGGAUUCCCCGGAACACCUGGUAGAGAGGGUAGAAGAGGUCGACCAGGAAGAGAUGGCGAUAGGGGUGUCAGUGGACCCCCUGGAACGAAAGGUGAACAGGGAGGACUUGGAAUGCCAGGUUUACCCGGUGAUAAAGGUGAAAGAGGACUUCCAGGAGCCACCGGUGAAUUUGGUUUACCAGGUCACGAGGGAAUGCAAGGUGACGAUGGUCCGCCGGGAUUACCAGGUCUACCUGGUGAACUGGGACCCAGAGGGUUCAUAGGAUCUCGAGGUUUUCCUGGCUUACCAGGCAACCCUGGAAUUCCUGGAGGUGAAGGUCCGCCAGGAGCAAAAGGCAAUACUGGUCCACUGGGACCUCCAGGUGCCCCGGGACCAUCAGGAUCUGUAGGGCCUAUCGGUCCGCCUGGGCCUCAAGGUCUUUUAGGACCUCCUGGUUUGGUUGGACCGCAGGGGAAGCCUGGAAUUCCCGGUCUUCCAGGAGCAGACGGGUCACCGGGACAUCCAGGGAAUCCAGGAAUUCCUGGAAUGAAAGGUGAACAAGGACUGCAAGGACCGCAGGGACCGAUUGGAUUUCCAGGAAUUCGUGGUGUGAAAGGUGACGAAGGUAAACGCGGGUCCUCUGGUGAACGCGGUGAGAAAGGAGAACGAGGAUCGGAAGGAGAAAAAGGCGACGCAGGCACAAAGGGAGAGCUCGGUUCAACGGGACCGCAAGGAAUACCUGGGCUGGAAGGUUUGGAAGGUCCAAAGGGUUUCGAAGGUCCACGGGGUGAAACUGGAUCGGCUGGUCCGCCCGGAGAAAAGGGUAAACCUGGUUCCCCAGGUUUUAUUGGAUAUCCUGGGAGUGUUGGGGAAAAGGGCGAUAAGGGACAGCCAGGAAGAGCAGGCCUCAGCGGGGAUAAGGGUGAAAGGGGAAAUAAUGGUGCGCCAGGAGAACGUGGCGAGCCAGGCCCUAGAGGCUUCAGGGGUGCUCGUGGAAGACGAGGUACUGAAGGUUUUCCAGGUCCAAAAGGUGACACUGGACAACCAGGUCCACCAGGAUCACAAGGUGAAGCUGGUCCAACUGGCGUUGAGGGUCCUCGAGGCUUUAUAGGACCUCCGGGGCAAGCAGGUCUUGAUGAUCCAGCUGGCGAAUCUGGUCAGCCCGGGGAACCUGGGAGUCCUGGAAGCUCUGGUGCUCCUGGAGAGACGGGUCCUCCUGGCGAACAAGGGAAAGAAGGGCCUCCAGGACCUCUUGGUUUACCGGGUAAAGAUGGUCCACCUGGUGCUGGUGGUUUACCAGGAUUUCCUGGUGAGCGAGGAUUGAAUGGUUUACCGGGAAUGCCAGGUCCAAAAGGAGAAUUAGGAUCAUCGGGUCCUCAAGGUCCACCUGGAGAUAAAGGUGCGCAAGGAGAACCUGGGAAAGAUGGUGAAACUGGACCUCAAGGAAGUCAAGGACAGAAAGGACCACCAGGAACAAUUGGUUUGAAAGGAGAAUUGGGUGAACCGGGCUCGCCAGGACCUACUGGACGUGACGGUUUAACAGGACAACGUGGAUUACCAGGCCCCCCUGGUCCUGUUGGAGUUCCAGGGGAAGACGGUGAUAAGGGUGAUAUUGGACCACCUGGUGAGAAAGGAUUUAAGGGGUCUCAAGGUGAAAUGGGUCCGCCAGGACCGCCUGGUACACACGGACUUCGAGGUGAACCCGGAGCAAUUGGCCUAUCCGGUGAAAAGGGACCACCGGGGGAAAUCGGGAGACAAGGUGUAAAGGGCGAAGAUGGCCCUGUUGGCGCAUCAGGCUCACCCGGUCCGAUAGGACCACAAGGAUUACCUGGCCCACCUGGUUUGAAAGGCGAAGUUGGAGAUACUGGUGCAGUUGGUCCUGUAGGACCAGCUGGAAGUCCAGGACAACCGGGACCAAGAGGACCGAAAGGUUCUGAGGGUUUACAGGGUCUACUAGGACUAGAGGGACGCCAGGGAGAGAAAGGAGACAGUGGGCUACCAGGACUUCCAGGUGCAAGCGGGCCUGAAGGAAAACCGGGCGAAAGAGGUGCUUUAGGUCCCAAAGGGGAGGAAGGGAAAAGUGGACCUCCAGGAGCACCAGGUACUCGUGGGAUACACGGUCCAGAAGGGCCAAAAGGUCACGUAGGAUCCCCUGGUUUUCCUGGGCCUCCUGGGGAGCCAGGUUUAGUUGGGCCGAAAGGAGAACCUGGUAAAGAUGGCGAAGAUGGUAAGCCUGGUGAUUUUGGCCUACCAGGUGAGCCUGGAGCACCGGGAAAGGAAGGAUUACCUGGACCACCCGGGAAACCGGGACCAGAAGGUUCAGCCGGACUCCAAGGAAGUACAGGGUUACCAGGUGAAAAAGGAGACGUGGGUCCACCUGGUGUACAGGGCCUUCAAGGUCACGCAGGUCCCCAAGGUCCACCAGGACCACAAGGCUUACCAGGCGUAAGAGGUCCUCCAGGACUCGCGGGAGAGAAUGGGCCACCUGGUAUGUCAGGAGCAGUUGGGUCUCCAGGAAAAGUUGGACCAGUGGGUCCUAAAGGUCCGAAAGGUGAAAGAGGUAAACGAGGAAUGAAGGGGCACCGCGGCGACCUAGGCCAUUUAGGUAUCAAAGGUGAACAAGGUGAAAAGGGAGAGUUAGGAGCACGAGGAACACCUGGAGUCGAGGGGCCCAAAGGCAACCAGGGUCCGUCAGGAAUGCUUGGGCCAAAAGGUAACGAUGGUCCUUCAGGACUUCCUGGCAUGGAGGGGCCACCUGGACCAAAAGGCAAUGCUGGAAACGAUGGACCAAAGGGUGAAUUGGGCCCACCAGGACCUCCUGGGCCUCCUGGUCCACCAGCAGAGCAACCAAUGUUUCCUCCAGAAUUAUUGUUCACGAGAGAGCAAUUAUUAAGGAAGAAACGCGAUGUUCCGACAGAUACGAAUGAUAAAGACGAGAAUGAUAAGAGAUCAGAUAAUUUAGAUCCGGAUGAUCAUACAGAGGAGGAAUUGGGGCCCAAGUUUUUAGACAUGUAUAGUUCAAUAUACGCUAUGAGACAGGAAUUGGAUCGAAUACGUAAACCAAUUGGAAGCAGAGAAAAUCCAGUAAGAACUUGCAGGGACUUGUUUUACGGGCAUCCACAUUUUAGCGAUGGCUGGUAUUGGAUCGAUCCGAAUUUAGGAAUGGCCGACGACGCUGUGUAUGUUUACUGUAAUAUGACAAACAUGGGUGAAACUUGUGUAUUUCCCGACAUUCACGUAAGUCAAAUGCCAAACAUUCCAUGGAGGAAGGAAGACAACAAAACGGAUUGGUACUCGAAUUUACGUGGUGGAUUCAGGAUUACAUACGAAACUAUCGGUGUAGUACAAUUAAAUUUCCUGCGUUUAUUGAGUCAGGAAGGUUGUCAGAAUUUCACUUACACUUGUAUCAACAGCGUCGCCUGGUACGAUACUUUGAAUUCCAAUUACAAUGUCUCGCUACGACUGUUAGGUUCGAACGAAGACGAAUUUUCACAUACCGGUAUCAAGCCUCAAAUUAUGAUGGACAGUUGCAAAACACGGAAGAGUAAAGGAGAAACUGUGUUUCUAGUUCAGACAAAGAAAUUAGAACAAUUACCAUUGGUCGAUUUCUAUCCAGUUGAUUAUGGCUUACCGCAGCAGGCAUUCGGUUUUACAUUCGGACCAAUAUGCUUCAAGUAA